Molecule: messenger RNA, 585 nt
Organism: Morus notabilis
Lineage: Eukaryota; Viridiplantae; Streptophyta; Magnoliopsida; Rosales; Moraceae
Product: double-strand-break repair protein rad21 homolog
Exons: 2
Coding region: 1-477 (158 amino acids)
Source: RefSeq, a predicted model, not a curated record
AUGGGUGUCGGUCAGCACGAUUUUUUUGCCCAUUCGGGCCAGGGGUCGGUUGGACCCGUCAUCGGCGUGCUGGCGGUGAUCACCGUCCUCGGAGUCAUCGCCGGCAUGAUUGGAAGGCUCUGUUCUGGCCGUCGGAUCAUGGGUCACGCCCAGUACUACGACUUCGAGGGCUGGGUCGAGAGGAAAUGCUCCACGUGUCUCGACGGCACCAUCGACCCUCCUCCGCCGCCGCCGCCGCUGGUAGCUCCGGCGGAAGUUCCGGUGGCGAUGCCUGCGGAACCGCCGCAAGAGGCGAAGGAAGAAGGGGAAGUAGAGGAGGAGGAGGAGGCAGCAGAGCAAGCCCAAGCUCGGCAACAACAGAAGAAACGACGACAACAACAACAACAACACAACUUACAUGCAAGUACUAGAAUUAUGCACUUGUCUAUGUCCUUUGUAAAUUCCGUUCAAAACCUCUCCAUGUCGAGAAAUUGUUGAAUCAUGACUGCACCCAAAAAAAUGUGAAACCCACAAUCCGGUCAGGAUCCGCGAGCCCCGGCUCCCCGACCCCCCUCAGGCCGCUUUAGUCCACCAUGCAACUCAAUU